This is a messenger RNA of Ziziphus jujuba (common jujube), 1121 nucleotides long. RefSeq names its product phosphatidylinositol N-acetylglucosaminyltransferase subunit P. Lineage: Eukaryota; Viridiplantae; Streptophyta; Magnoliopsida; Rosales; Rhamnaceae. Bases 390 to 920 code for a protein of 176 amino acids. The record is from RefSeq and is a predicted model, not a curated record. The transcript has 6 exons.
GAAGCAAUUACGAUUGAUCCACGUUCUAUUCCCAACUUUCUGUUUGGUUAAAAAAAAAAAAAAAAAAAAAAAAACCCCUGAGGUAUCGUAAAAGAAACGGGCUUUCAGAGUCUUUGCUUUUCAAGUUGUUUAUCUGUUUAUCUGUAUCUGAAAUUGUUCUUUGCUAUCUUAUCGGAUCAAAAUGGCCAAGAAAUUGAAAUGCGAAUGGCAUCACGAGUUGUAGAAUGAAAGAAGAAAAGCAAGAGGAGGCUGAGGCCUGGGAAGGCUGUUUCUAACUUUUGACCAGAGAUUGUAAUGCUUUGUCACUUUGCAGCCAGGAGAGCCUUUUACUUUUCAUAAGUUGAACAUUAAGUGUGUUAAGAGUCCUGGAUUAUUUGAAAGCUUGAGUUAUGGAAGAUUCUUAUUCUGUUAGCAGCCCCAGAAGAACUCUUAGUGUAUCGAAGAAGGGGGGAGCAACGUUGUCCUUUCAAGAGCCAGAUGACAAGGCAUUUGGAUUUGGGUCGUCUGGAGAAUAUGGUCCCAAAUCUUCAGAAGUUUAUGGAUUUGUAGGGUCUAUCACAACUAUUGUCGCUACAGCAGCUGUAUUUUUGGUAUGGGCAUACGUUCCAGAGUCUUGGCUACAUUCUAUUGGGAUCUCUUACUAUCCUAGCAGGUAUUGGGCACUGGCAGUGCCAACCUACACUAUUAUGGCAAUUGUAUUAGCAUUGGGAUUUUACAUUGGCCUCAACUUUAUGUCCACUCCUCCUCCUACUUCUUUAAAUACAAUGUUCGAUGAAUUCAGUAGAGAACCCUUGGCUUUUAUGCUUUCGCCGGGAGGAGAAGAUCAGCCAAUCGAACCCAUAUCUGAUAUUGGCAUCCACAAAAUCAAUCAUUUCAUGUUUAAUGAUGAAAUGAAAAAGAAAAAGAAAGCAAAAAAAUAAAAUGAAUACCGAACAGGCCCUUGGCUUUCAGUCCAAGUUGAAUGGAACAGGAAGCUGAAAAGAUUCACUUCUACUUUCCUGAAAGCAAUGCAAUAUUGGGGAGAACAUUUUACAAUUACAUUAAUAAACAUAUUUAGAAAUGUGAUUGUAUUCGUAGACUUUCAAUAUAACAAUUCUUCAUAAGAGCGUUUUAAUUUAAAA